This is a messenger RNA of Ixodes scapularis (black-legged tick), 743 nucleotides long. RefSeq names its product high-affinity choline transporter 1-like. The record is from RefSeq and is a predicted model, not a curated record. The coding region runs from base 185 to 682 and encodes 165 amino acids. The transcript has 2 exons. Gene Ontology annotation, molecular function: choline:sodium symporter activity. Gene Ontology annotation, biological process: acetylcholine biosynthetic process; choline transport. Gene Ontology annotation, cellular component: plasma membrane. Lineage: Eukaryota; Metazoa; Arthropoda; Arachnida; Ixodida; Ixodidae.
GUGUUGCAGAGGGUGCUGUCCGCGAAGACCGAGUUCCGGGCCAAAGCGAUCUGUUACGUCGGCGGCGUGGGCUCCUUCAUCCUGUGCGUGCCAGUGCUGCUUCUGGGACUCGUCGCCAGGACUGCCCGCGUCAGAAAGAGAAAAGGUGUGGGUGCUGCGUUCCUCCAUAGCAUUGACGGCCGCCAUGUCGUCCGUCGUGGCCAUCACUGUGGACUCGGCGUACGGUCUAUGCCUCCUUGUGGGAGACAUGGUGUACGUGAUGCUGUUCCCGCAAUUGCUGGCGGCUGUGUACUUUCCUUCUCUCUGCAAUGCUUACGGGUCCCUCGCAGCCUUCGUGGUCGGGCUCACCCUCAGGUCCAUCGGGGGCGAGCCCAUACUGGGGAUUCCGGCACUGUUCCGCUACCCGCUCUUCGACGAAGAGACCCAGCUCCAGCUUUUCCCGAUCAAGACGGUGGCCAUGCUUGCCAGUCUGGCCACACUGGUCAUCGUGUCCGCUGUCUCCAGGGUGGCGCUCUUGUCGCCAAGUUACGACCUGUUGCGCCGCCAGUUCACCGGAGAAGCCCAGGUCAAGGCGGUACCCGUGGAAGAGACUGUGGACACUGAGGGGGAUGACCAAGAACGUCCCGCUAAUUGCACGAGCCGUACACUAAACUCCCCAACGGAAGCCUACAGUAGUGUGUAGGGGACCCAUUCGCGUAUUGGGAAAGCAACGUGAAGUCCAUGAAAAUAUUCCAUGUCACCAA